AUGGCUCCGAAGGGAAAAGAGAAGCCGAAGCCCUCUGCUUCACAGCCAGCAAUUGCCAUCGAGGAUCUCUUCACCGCUCUCAAUCGUCACAUCGACAGGUCGGAAUUCGAUCAAGCCAUCAAAGUCGCAGAUCAAGUUUUGGCCAUUGCGCCUGGUGAUGAGGACGCGAUUCGAUGUAAAAUCGUUGCAUUAGUUAAGGACGAUAAGAUUGAUGAAGCUCUUUUGGCUAUCAGCGCGUAUUCGAGGAAGUUUCCGAAUGAUUUCAGCUUUUUCAAGGUAAAUAAAGCUUAG
Messenger RNA from Ilex paraguariensis (yerba mate), 291 nucleotides. Lineage: Eukaryota; Viridiplantae; Streptophyta; Magnoliopsida; Aquifoliales; Aquifoliaceae. The record is from the annotation of a GenBank genome assembly.